Peronospora belbahrii is the source of this 891-nucleotide messenger RNA. The record is from the annotation of a GenBank genome assembly. NCBI's taxonomy places the organism in Eukaryota, Oomycota, Peronosporomycetes, Peronosporales, Peronosporaceae.
AUGAGCAAGAAAACAAUCGACGGCGGCCUUGACGCUCUUGGAGGUGCGGCAGGUCUCUCUAGUGGUGAUGUAUUUGCACGCAACUUGUCUGCCAUGAGUGUAGCACAUGUAGCUAGAGGUGUGGGAUUUGAUACGAUUCAGAAGUCAGCCGUGGAUGCAUUGACGGAAAUUAUGGCAAAAUAUAUUCAUCGAAUUGGAGGAGCUGCUAAGGAUAUUGCUGAAUUAGCAGGAAGGUCUCAACCAAAAGCGACUGAUGUGAUACAAGUGUUACAAGAUUUGGAACCAAAUCAGAUUGAGAUCAAAGACCUUGUCAAGACUCUUGGAACGGCAAAAUUACCAUUUCCAAGAGAUGUACCAGCUUUUCCAGCUCGAAAACGAGAUAUUGCAGGCAAUACAAUUGAACAGACAAAAAUUGGACGACGAGAAGGACUGCCACCACAUGUGCCAAGUUUUUUGCCUCCAUUGCCUAAUCGACAUACUUACAGCUCAGAUAGUCGAUUGGUCGUGGAAAGAGAACAAGAUAUCAAACGCCAGAGACUAGAGUUGAUCAGUGAAAAGGCCCAAGUGCGACAGUCACUGCAUGGUUUGCAGACUGUGACGGCCAAAAAACCUGCAUUCAUUGUGCAUCAGCCGACGUGGAACGCUUUUCAGGGUUUUACUGGUGAUAAUGCCACAGAGAACCCGUUUGUGCAAGCACCUGUUGUCAAUCCUGGCGCGAAGUCCAUCUUUACCAGACCUGAUCGCGCUUUCACACCAAACGUUGACAGAGAGAAGGCGCAGUUGAAGAGCCAGCUAGACAGAAAUGUGACCAUUCCAAUGUUGUCCAGCCAAGAUCUAGGCAAAGAAGAAAAAAUUCUAUCGGGCACAUUCCACGACGGUGACUCUGAGUAA